CGACCCCCUCCGAGGAUGGGCUGGCGGCGGGUGGGCGCCGCGCUGCUGCUGGCCGGGCAGGUGCUGGGCCUGGCGGCGCGGGCGCUCCUGGGCCGCCUCCUGCCCGCCAAGCGCCGCGCCCUGGCCGGGGACUGCGUGCUCAUCACCGGCGGCGGACGCGGCAUCGGGCGCGCCCUGGCCCGGGAGUUCGCUCGGCGCGGGGCCCGGAAGAUUAUCCUGUGGGGUCGGACUGAGAAAUGCUUGAAGGAAGCUACCCAAGAGAUCUGUGCAAUGGGAACCGAGUGCCAUUACUUUGUCUGUGACGUGGGGAAUCGGGAAGAGGUCUACCAGCAAGCCAAGGCUGUUCGGGAAAAGGUGGGGGACGUCACCAUCCUCGUGAACAAUGCAGCUGUUGUUCAUGGCAAGAGUCUCAUGGACAGUGACGACCAUGCCCUGCUGAAAUCGCAACACAUCAAUGCACUGGGACAGUUCUGGACCACCAAGGCCUUCCUGCCACGGAUGCUGGAGCUCCAGAAAGGACACAUUGUCUGCCUGAACUCUGUCCUGGCCUUGUCGGCCAUUCCUGGGGCAGUCGACUACUGCACCUCCAAGGCCUCUUCCUUCGCCUUCAUGGAGAGCUUGACGCUGGGCCUGCUGGACUGCCCAGGGGUGAAUGCCACCACAGUCUUGCCCUUCCACACCAGCACAGAGAUGUUUCAAGGGAUGCGGAUCAGGUUUCCCAAUCUUUUUCCUCCACUGAAACCGGAGAUGGUGGCCCGAAGGACAGUUGAGGCUGUUCAGCAGAACCAAGCCUUCCUCCUUCUCCCUUGGACGAUGCACAUCCUUGUUGUCCUGAAAAGCAUCUUUCCACAAGCGGCGCUGGAAGAAAUCCACAAGUUUGCUGGGAGCUACACCUGCAUGAACACUUUCAAAGGACGGACCUAAGAGCUGCUGGCAAUCAGGACCUCGGGGGGCCUUGCCAGGGCUGGGAUCUUGUUCUCACGGGCCUCCAAAGGAUGGACUACUUGCAAACCAGAAUGUGCCAGGGCGAGGUUUUUAGCAGCCAAACGCUUCCAUUUUUAGUCUGUGAGUGGUUUUGAGCUGGAUACAUCUCAGAGGAGUCCCUCCCUCCUCCUUUUUGACUGUCUUGAGUGUACAAAGCUCGCCUUGGGUGGCUGAGUAGAUCUCUCCUGGCAGGCGCUGUGUUUUUCUGACUGAGCAAGCUGCACGUGGCUCUUGAGGAGUUAGCGCAUUCUGCUGCUGGUCCAUCUUCACAGGAGACGAACAGCCUCGGAAGCUUCUGUUAUUAUAGAGGGUUAAUUGGGCCCUUAAAGCUCUCCCCUUUAUUGCAAUGGGUCCUGUCCCAGUAAAGCUGGACCCAGCCCAUGCUCUCGUUAAUGCUAAACAUUAAGAUGGCCGGAUGCACAAUAUGAAUGGAAGCGCUGGCUUCCUGGCUCACACGGCAAUACUUUCUACCGUCCCGUUUCCAGCAGCGGACAGCCAGUCUCUGUUCACAAGACACGCAGAACCAUAUCCUUUGUCUGCAUUUGAAGGAACUGCAGGGUAGAUUGACGCUGACCUCGGUUCUUCUCAGCUAUUGCACAUUACUGCUGUCAGGGAGCAGCUGGUGGAGCCAAAUCACAUGAGGAUAACCAGGCCAUCUUCUGCAUGGAGUUGAUGGAUCCAGGAAAAGCUCUGAGGAAACCUUUCCAGGAUAGUCCAGCUUUUGGCUCUGCAGUUCAUUGUGAGCAGAAAAUAGCUGCUGGUGCUUGUGUGUGUGCAUAAAAAUGGUCAAGUCACAGUACAGUCU
Candoia aspera is the source of this 1789-nucleotide messenger RNA. It is a transcript of the gene DHRS3, whose product is annotated as dehydrogenase/reductase 3. Gene Ontology annotation, biological process: regulation of retinoic acid receptor signaling pathway; retinoid metabolic process. The record is from RefSeq and is a predicted model, not a curated record. The coding region runs from base 16 to 924 and encodes 302 amino acids. Gene Ontology annotation, cellular component: lipid droplet. NCBI's taxonomy places the organism in Eukaryota, Metazoa, Chordata, Lepidosauria, Squamata, Candoiidae. Gene Ontology annotation, molecular function: all-trans-retinol dehydrogenase (NAD+) activity. The transcript is spliced from 6 exons.